Messenger RNA from Camponotus floridanus (Florida carpenter ant), 1652 nucleotides. Its product is annotated as serine protease 52. Bases 69 to 1604 code for a protein of 511 amino acids. The record is from RefSeq and is a predicted model, not a curated record. The transcript has 10 exons. Gene Ontology annotation, biological process: proteolysis. Lineage: Eukaryota; Metazoa; Arthropoda; Insecta; Hymenoptera; Formicidae. Gene Ontology annotation, molecular function: serine-type endopeptidase activity.
GUGGAAAUUUCAGAAGAUGUAUAUAUACCUACGAAAAACUUUAUUAUUAUCAGUACCACAGUCUCACGAUGUACGCAUUUUUUGCCUUCGUAGUCGCUUGUUUAGCAGUAGCCGUUCAUGGCUAUCCAAGCAGUCACAUUGUUGGCGGAGAAGAUGCUCCGGCCGGCAAGUAUCCGUAUCAAGUGUCAUUAAGAUUGUUUGGAUCUCAUAUGUGCGGUGGAUCUAUCAUUGGCAGUCGUACUGUUCUCACUGCCGCUCAUUGUUUAGCAGAUAUGGUCAACAAUCCCGUGAAUUUGAGGAGCUUAACUAUCCAUGCAGGCACAAAUCUUUUAAGUGAAUCUGGUGUCGUUUACACAGCAAGCAAAGCUAUCAUUCACGAGGAUUACAGUCCUACUUUGCUAGUCAAUGAUGUUGGUUUACUUAUUCUGUCAACUACUGUAGAAUUUAAACCAUUAGUACAGCCUAUAUCACUUGCACACGAUGAUGUUGCUCCUGCUGGUUCUUCCUGCACUUUAACUGGAUGGGGAACAACUUCGCUUGGUGGUAUUGUUCCUGAUAAGUUGCAACAAAUUGAAUUAAACGUUUAUGAUCAAGAUAAAUGCAAACAAACGCAUUCGAAUUUACAACCCUCUCACAUUUGUACGCUAACAAAAGCAGGCGAAGGCGCAUGUCACGGUGAUUCCGGUGGUGCUCUUGUUGCCAAAGGUGUUCAGAUCGGUAUUGUCUCCUUUGGUGUACCAUGCGCUCGCGGAGCUCCUGAUGUAUAUACUAGAGUGUCUGCUUUCACAGAAUGGCUCAAUCAACAUGUUAUAACUUAUGAAUUAUCUUCACUUCAGUCAGUGUCUAUAAAUCUAAAAUCAAAGAUGCAUGCAUUCAUUUCCCUUCUAUUCGUUACUCUAAUAUACGUCGUACAAGGGGCCCCAUCUCCUCGUAUUGUCGGGGGCAAGGAUGCUCCUAUUGGCAAAUAUCCAUAUCAAGUAUCAUUUCGAUUUUUCGAUUCACAUACGUGCGGUGGUUCUAUCAUAGAUAAAAAUAAUGUUCUCACCGCAGCACAUUGUGUGGAUGGAAUGGAAAGUCUAUUACCAUAUGCAUCGAUCCAUGUCGGCACAAAUUAUUUGAAUCAAUCAGGAGAUACUUAUGCAGUAAAAAAUGUUACUGUUAACAAAAAUUACAACAGUGAUUUGAUCAUUAAUGACAUUGCUCUACUUCAUCUUGCAACUCCUAUUAAAUAUAAUACAGUAGUGCAGCCGAUAAAGCUUGCGACAAGUGAUAAAAAUCUUGAAGGCAAACCUUGUACGUUAUCUGGAUGGGGAACUACUAGGCUGGGUGGCAGUCUCCCGAAUAAUCUGCAAGAAAUUGACUUAAUAAUUUAUCCUCAACAGCAAUGUAAAUCCAAACAUUCAAAUUUGAUAUAUAGCCAUAUUUGUACUUUGACUAAAACAGGAGAAGGAGCGUGCCAUGGUGAUUCUGGUGGUCCUUUAGUAGCCAAUGGAAGUCAGGUUGGAAUUGUUUCUUUUGGUUAUCCGUGUGCAGUUGGAUAUCCAGAUGUAUACACGAGAGUGAGCAGUUAUAUAUCUUGGAUAAAUGAGAAUUUGAAGAAAUAGAAAAUUAUUUAAUACUUAAAAAAUUUAAUACAUAUUUGUCUAUUAAAA